AUGAUUCUCCCAGCACAGAAGCUCAGUAAUGGUGAACAUAUUCCAACAAUCGGGCUUGGAACAUGGGGUCUCGUUGACCCAGGUGUUCUUGAAUGCUCAAUACGAAAUGCAAUUGAGCUAGGAUACAGACACAUUGAUACUGCACAUAUAUACGGAAAUCAGAAGAAAAUAGGACAGAUCCUGAAGAACAUAUUUUCAGAAGGCUUAGUCGAAAGAAAAGACCUGUUUAUAACAUCUAAGCUUUGGAAUGACUCGCAUGAUGAUCCUAUGACUGCUAUUAAGCAAACACUGGAAGAUCUGCAGCUCGAGUAUGUUGAUCUGUAUUUGAUCCAUUGGCCAGUCAGGUUCGAGCCUGAUGCUAAUGGAGAGGUAACACUUGGCCUGGAUAGAUUUAGACUAGGUGCAUUUGAUCCUGUGCCAUUAUGGAAAAAGAUGGAAGAGCUUGUUGAUGCAGGCUAUACAAGAUCAAUAGGAAUAUCAAACUUUGGGAUUGAAAACACCAAAAAGGUUCUUGAAGUUUGCAGAAUCAAGCCGGUUGUUUCGCAGUUUGAACUACAUCCGUAUCUGAAGCAGACGACUCUUGUUAAUUUUCUGCAUGAACAUGAUAUUCAUAUAGUCAGCUAUUCGUCUCUUGGCUCCACUGCCGAUUGUAGCCUAAAAAUACGCAAUGACAAGACAAUCAAAACAGUUGCUGAGAAAUACGAAUGCUCACCAUCGCAGAUCAUACUGAGCUACCUUACGAUGCAGGGAGUAUGUGUAAUUCCUAAAAGCACGUCUAGAAAGCAUCUAGAAGAAAACAUGGAUCUGAAGGCUCUCAAGCAAGAAGACAUGCGUAUAAUUGACGGGAUUGAAAUCACUCACAGAUACGUCGAUCCUAUAUCAUUUGGAGAGUCGAGAUUUGAUUAA
Molecule: messenger RNA, 906 nt
Organism: Ordospora colligata OC4
Lineage: Eukaryota; Fungi; Microsporidia; Ordosporidae
Product: aldo-keto reductase
Exons: 1
Coding region: 1-906 (301 amino acids)
Cellular component (GO): cytosol
Molecular function (GO): aldose reductase (NADPH) activity
Source: RefSeq, a predicted model, not a curated record